GGAGGCAGAGGCAGAGGAAGCCGGAAGUGGGUCGUACCCGGGUCGGUCCGGGCGUUGCGGGUUUGGGGCCUGGGAUAGCUCGGCCCCAGGCACCUGGAGAGCCCGAGACGGAACAGAGCGGCGCCAUCCCGGCUCUGAGGGCUGCUGACUGGCAGGCUCUGCGUGCCCCGCGGAGGUCGGCGGCGACCAGCAGUGACCGCGGAGCGACGGCGGGCGGCCCCUGGGCAUGUACGCCCCCGGAGGCGCCGGGCUGCCCGGCGGGCGCCGGCGGAGGAGCCCGGGAGGCAGCGCUCUGCCCAAGCAGCCGGAGCGUAGCCUGGCCUCGGCCCUGCCGGGCGCCCUUUCCAUCACGGCUCUGUGCACUGCCCUCGCGGAGCCUGCCUGGCUACACAUCCACGGUGGCACCUGUUCCCGCCAGGAGCUGGGGGUCUCCGACGUGCUGGGCUAUGUGCACCCAGACCUGCUGAAAGAUUUCUGCAUGAACCCCCAGACGGUGCUGCUUCUCCGGGUCAUCGCCGCCUUCUGCUUCCUGGGCAUCCUGUGCAGUCUCUCCGCCUUCCUUCUGGAUGUCUUUGGGCCCAAGCACCCCGCCCUGAAGAUCACCCGUCGCUAUGCCUUCGCCCACAUUCUCACAGUCCUGCAGUGUGCCACCGUCAUCGGCUUUUCCUACUGGGCUUCCGAGCUCAUCCUGGCGCAGCAGCAGCAACAUAAGAAGUACCAUGGGUCCCAGGUGUACGUCACGUUUGCCGUUAGCUUCUACCUGGUGGCAGGAGCUGGUGGAGCGUCCAUCCUGGCCACCGCAGCCAACCUCCUGCGCCACUACCCCACGGAGGAGGAGGAGCAGGCGCUGGAGCUGCUCUCCGAGAUGGAGGAGACCGAGCCCUACCCCGCCGAGUACGAGGUCAUCAACCAGUUCCAGCCGCCCCCAGCCUACACGCCCUGAUGCCAGCGGGCUUUCCUCCUCUGCAGCCCCGCCCCCAGCCGCGCUUCCCGCCCCGGGGGCGGCGGGGGUGGGGGUGGGGUGGGGGGGUGGAGCGCCUUCCACAGCAGGCUGGCGG
Messenger RNA from Rhinolophus ferrumequinum (greater horseshoe bat), 1058 nucleotides. RefSeq names its product transmembrane protein 127 (gene TMEM127). NCBI's taxonomy places the organism in Eukaryota, Metazoa, Chordata, Mammalia, Chiroptera, Rhinolophidae. Gene Ontology annotation, cellular component: membrane. The coding region runs from base 227 to 943 and encodes 238 amino acids. The transcript is spliced from 4 exons. Gene Ontology annotation, biological process: negative regulation of TOR signaling; negative regulation of cell population proliferation. The record is from RefSeq and is a predicted model, not a curated record.